Messenger RNA from Oenanthe melanoleuca, 2081 nucleotides. It is a transcript of the gene HLX, whose product is annotated as H2.0 like homeobox. NCBI's taxonomy places the organism in Eukaryota, Metazoa, Chordata, Aves, Passeriformes, Muscicapidae. The record is from RefSeq and is a predicted model, not a curated record. Gene Ontology annotation, biological process: regulation of DNA-templated transcription. The transcript has 4 exons. Gene Ontology annotation, molecular function: DNA-binding transcription factor activity, RNA polymerase II-specific; sequence-specific DNA binding. The coding region runs from base 352 to 1599 and encodes 415 amino acids.
GCUGCCAGAGAAAGUUUUGGGGAGGGGUGGAUAUUUUUUUCUUCCCCCAGUGCGAGGAAAGGGGGUUUGGUUUUGGGUUUGUUUUGUUUGCGCCGCUCCGCUCCUCGCCCGCUCGCUUUCUUCGCCUGGCCGUGGGUUCUGAGGACUUUUUAAUUUUCGGGGCUAUUUUUUUUUCUCUUUUUAUUUCGUCAUUUUUUGGUGGUUGGCUCUCCCUCCUCGCCCCUCCGGGAAGUGCUCCACCAGCCGCCUCUCGCCCCGCCAUCCCUCCCCAUGCGCCCGGGGCCGCAGGAAGCUCCGCGGAGCGCACCCGGGAGCUGAGCUGCGGAGCGGCGCGUCCCUUCCUCGGGCAGGAUGUACACGGCCGGGCUGGCUCCUUUCUACGCCUCCAACUUCAGCUUGUGGUCAGCGGCGUAUUGCUCCGCAUCGGGGCCGGCGGCCGGCGGCUGCUUCCCGCUGGACGCGGCGGCGGCCAAGAAGCCGUCCUUCUGCAUCGCCGACAUCCUCCACGCCGGCGGCGAGGCGGCGGCAGGAGCUGCCGACAGCCUGCCCGGAGGGCCGGGCGGCGCGGUGCCGGCCGCGCUGGGAGCCGUGCACCACGGCGCUCCCUUCCACGCCGCGGCCUCUCCGCUCCGGCCCACGCCCGUCGUGGCCCCCGACGCCCCCGCCGCCGCCUUCCCGCCGCGCCUCUCGCCGCUCUCGGCCGCCUUCCACCCGCAGCACCACCGCGCCCCGCAGCACCGCUCCCCCGCGGCCGCGGGAGGCGGAGGAGCCCCGGCCCCCGCCCGGCACGGCUCGGCGCCGGCGCCCGCCAGCAAGGACCUGAAAUUCGGCAUCGACCGCAUUUUAUCGGCGGAGUUUGACCCCAAAGUCAAGGAAGGCAACACGCUGAGAGAUCUGACCUCCUUAUUAACUACGAGCCGCCAAACUGGGGUUCAUCUCCCCAACUUGCAGCCUUCCACCGGCCAGUUCUUCGCGUCUCUAGACCCCAUUAACGAGGCCUCUGCCAUCCUGGGUCCCUUAAACACAAACCCAAGGAGCUCAGUGCAGCACCAGUUUCAAGACACUUUUCCAGGUCCGUACGCAGUUCUAACCAAGGACACGCUGCCUCAGACGUACAAGAGGAAACGCUCCUGGUCCAGGGCUGUUUUUUCCAACCUGCAGAGGAAAGGUUUAGAAAAACGGUUCGAAAUCCAGAAGUAUGUCACCAAACCGGACAGGAAGCAACUGGCGGCGAUGCUGGGGCUGACAGAUGCUCAAGUGAAGGUGUGGUUCCAGAACCGGCGGAUGAAGUGGCGGCACUCCAAGGAAGCUCAGGCCCAGAAGGACAAGGAGCCGCCGCCGGAGCCGGAGCCGGCGGCCCAGCGAGCCGGCGCACCGCCCGCAGCCCCCGGGGAGCCCCAGCGCAGCCCCAGCGGCUCCGACGGCGACAGCGACAGCAGCGACGCCGAGUCCCUGGACAUGGCCCCCAGCGACACGGAACGGACUGAGGGCGCCGAGCGGAGCCUGCCCGCGGCCGGGCUGGACAAAUCCCCCGGCAGCCCCGGCCUGCCCUCCCCGCCGCCCGCCGCCGCCAGCCCCGAGCCGCGGGGCGGCCUAUAGUGGGGACGGCCCGGGACUGUGCGCUAAUUUAUCUCCCUUCCCUGCCCGGGAGCGCGGCAAGGCCGGCCCGGCACCGGCACCGGCACCGGGGCGAGCGGCCGAGGACUCAGGCGGAGCGAGGAGCCCCGGUCCGGGGCGGCCGAGCCUUUCCCUCAGAGCUGCUCGCAGGAGACCGGGGGAUUUAUUUUUUUUCUUUUUCUUUUUCCUUUUUAAUUUUAUUUUUUAUUUUAAUUCUCCGUUUCCCGCCCCUCGUUCUCUCCGAGGAAAAUCCGAGCAAGGGACUGCGAGGAUGCUCUCUGAAAUCCCCACCUUUCCCCGCCCUCCCCCCCAACCAAUUUACAAUGUGAAGUAUUUUGCCAACGUCCUCAUUGGUUGCAACUUGUUGCUUCGAAUAAUCCGGCCAAGAAAUACUGCACUGACAAAAUAUAUAAAUAUAUAUAUAUAUAUAACUCCUGUAAAUAAAAUGUUUGCUAUGGUUUGUA